CAGGACUUCCGCCAGAGCGCCACCCUUGGCCAGCGGCCCCGUCGAUUGGCUACUCCGGGGAAAGGCGUUAACCCCGCAUUGGUAGGAUGUCACGUGUGGGCUGAAAACAGGGGGAAACAGAAGGCGCCGGAGCCGUCGCCACCUUGGGGGGUUCCAGCGGGCGCGGAGGGGAUCAUGCCGUACGUUCUCAUCAGUACCCAGAUCCGCAUGGAAGUUGGGCCCACGAUGGUUGGGGAUGAGCACUCUGAUCCAAACUUGAUGCACUACUUAGGGGCCACCAAAAGAAACAUGCUGGGAAACCAUUUCUGGGAAUACUAUGUGCAUGAUGCUCCUCGGAUUGUCCUGGACAAGCUGGAGAAAUGCGGCUAUCGAGUGAUCAGCAUGACAGGAGUGGGGCAGACCCUCGUGUGGUGUCUUCACAAAGAAAGUAUAAACAACUCAGCUUUUCUGCCUGCCCAAGACACACUGUAAAUCAAUCACCUAGCAUAAGGCCUUAUACUAUCCACAUAUACAGUCAAUGUGUUGUUCAUUUUCAGGCAUUAUGAAGUACAGCCUAAUCAAAACUCUGUAUUAUGAACAUCGCCAGCACUACAAAGAUAAUUAGGGAAAAGUGGCCCAGUUUCAUUUCAGAGGUUGGAAAAAAGGUAUUUUUCAUUAUUAAUUUGAAAACCAGUCUGAACUGCCAGUGGUGAAGUGUUCUCUUAAUUUGUUGCUGUUGAGUAAUGGGAACCUGGCAUUAAAAUUAUGAUGUACGUACUUAAAAACCUUGGGAUAAAUUGUCGCAGAUAAAGAAAAUCCAUUAUAAGGUAGUUCUUACUUUGAUAAGGACAGGAAAAAUUUGCCACAGAACAAGUUGGUCACGAUUGAAUACAAUACGUAUUUUUAAAAGCUGAGGUAUUCUCAUUCAAAAUUUAAAUAAUAUGAGUCAAAUCCUAAGGUGGCAUAUGUGACUUUUUAACUAUAGCUGUGUAAAUUGCAAACUAGGGAUAGAAUAUAUUGUAAAUAUGUCAACAACAAUUUUGUAAUUGUACCAGUGAACUUUUCAUUGCUGGGAUUAAUUUGAACUGUGUAAACAGCAGCCAUUCCUAAACUAACCAGUAGAAUAAUAAAGAAUUCACAAAAACAGGCUUGGUGUUGUCCCUG
Molecule: messenger RNA, 1143 nt
Organism: Pogona vitticeps (central bearded dragon)
Lineage: Eukaryota; Metazoa; Chordata; Lepidosauria; Squamata; Agamidae
Gene: GCHFR
Product: GTP cyclohydrolase I feedback regulator
Biological process (GO): negative regulation of biosynthetic process
Cellular component (GO): cytoplasm; nucleus
Molecular function (GO): GTP cyclohydrolase binding
Source: RefSeq, a predicted model, not a curated record